Mercenaria mercenaria is the source of this 6640-nucleotide messenger RNA. Its product is annotated as glutamate receptor ionotropic, kainate 2-like. Bases 1312 to 3957 code for a protein of 881 amino acids. Lineage: Eukaryota; Metazoa; Mollusca; Bivalvia; Venerida; Veneridae. Gene Ontology annotation, biological process: modulation of chemical synaptic transmission; synaptic transmission, glutamatergic. Gene Ontology annotation, molecular function: transmitter-gated monoatomic ion channel activity involved in regulation of postsynaptic membrane potential; glutamate-gated receptor activity. The transcript has 13 exons. The record is from RefSeq and is a predicted model, not a curated record. Gene Ontology annotation, cellular component: plasma membrane; postsynaptic membrane.
GAGACGCUGUCUACGCUGAAUGCAACAAAGAUAAGUCAGACAGCUUUUUUCUAAAAUAUAACAUCCAUGGAUUUUCAAUACUUUCCUUCGUGUACUGAGGCGAAAACUCUACAAGUGCGAAACUUUAUGGAUAAAGCUGAUUUUGCUACGGUAUCGAUCAAUAAUUCUAGACCCAUAAGCUUCAAUGGGAUGAAAAAUAACAUUGGAAAAGCUAUUGUUUCUUCAACUUAUCUUCUAUAAUAUCAUCUAGAUAUUGGAUAUUAAUUACACUGAUGACAAUAUUAAUUAAUUAGUGAAUAGGAUAUUUAUUAAUGGGAUGUCCAUUUAGUAGAAAGAUGAGAGAUUUAAUGUGUUGAUUAAGAGUCAACAGCGUGAAGUAAUACGGAGUGUCGCGUUUUGAAUGAAUCCAACAAAACCAGACUGGUUGGUGAUAAUAUAUCAAAGUGUAUUACGCGUGGGAUGUAUGCAAAUACAAGGCUUUUUUAAGAAAUUCUGUUUAUAAAUGCUAAUUAAACAAUCUAAUUGAUUAGGGCAUUAAAAAAGCUUUAAAUAAGUUAAAAGAACAAAACAAAUGUGUGCCAAAUCGAUGCUGAUUAAGCAGGCACUUUUUAUAGUGUUUACUUUCUUUGAUAGCAAAUUAGAAUAACAGAUGGAUAUGGCAGAGGCGACAAUACAGGUAUCCACGAUUACUUGUCCUUAAUUGCUGCAAUUUUGUUUUUUCAAUAAUUAGAACAAUGAAUGCGUAAACAAAAUUUUAUUGACUCAAACGAAGUUCAAUUAGAUUUUAAUUGAUCUGUAAUCAAGUGGUCUUUUUUCACUAGAUUAGAAAUGAAUACCUCGCCAGGAGAUCAGAUAACUCCGAAGGAUUGCUGUAUUUAAUAAACAUUGAUUGUGAAAAAGAAAUACGAAACGUAGCAGAUGUUGCUUUAAUCUAUAUUAGAUAAAAGACUUAGCUCUUCUUUACUAAAACAAACAAUGGUCUCUGGGGUAGGCUGAACAGGGGAUAAAAAGUUUGUUGAUAUAAAAUUAUUCAUUUAUAAUAUCGUGUAAAGGUUAUCCUCGCUCACAUAUGUCAAAAUGUUUUUACUCGCUUAUCUUAUUGUACAUUUGAUUUAAAUGUUAUGAAGUAUUCGCUAAAAAUAACGGUGUGCCAAGCUGAUGAGAAAUUCAGUUUUCGAGGGAGAUUAAGACAGUUAAGAAAUUGAUAUUAAAUGGAAUAUGAUUGAAGAAUUACUAUAUCUGAAGAAAAGUUAUUGCCAAAAGGACACCUAACCAACAACUACAUAAGGUCAAAGUGUGCUUAAUGAAGGAAUGUGGACUUUGAUGCACUUUGGGGCUCUGCUGGUAUGGAGCAGUCUGACUGUUCUCACUCACUGUCGCCCAAUCAGCGUCGGAGUUCUGAGUUCUGCAUCCACGCACUGGACUGAUAUUUUGCAGCAAUAUGGUAAUAUAAAUGGUUCAACACUUAUAGAAACAAACGUCAUAUAUGAAAAAGGAUCAUUCACCUCACUAGAUAUAGACAUAGCAAUAAAUGAAACAAGGAGAGAUACUCUUGUCGCAGUUGUGGGUCAGUUCAAUCGUCUAUACUCCAUUGUAACUGAUCAUCUCCGAAUCCCAUACUUCAUUACGUCAACAGUACCACGUAACGAACUUCAAUCCCCUUUCCACAUCCAGAUGAUUCCAGACUUACAAAUGUAUACAAGAGCUAUUCGAGAUUUGUUUCAGCAUUACGGGUGGCAGAAUGCGGGUGUUCUUUAUGACACUGAGCAUGGAUCCUCAUUGGCUGCUUUGAUGAUGGAACAUAUAAACGGUAAACGUGAUCUGUACGAUAUACGUGCAUACGACGUCCAGCGUAAUUCAUCUGCCGAUGUUGUUCGAUGGGCAUUGAAGGACCUUAGAAGAAAACUUGUUUCAAAUUUCCUUGUUAUAUGCUCACCCAAAAUUGCUGAUGUUGUUAUGACUCAGGCCUUGUACCUGAGUCUCCUAUCCCGUCCAAAUAGUUGGCUCAUUGUUACCCUGGGUUCAGGAGAUAUAGAAAUGUCGCAAUAUAUAGACUCUAGAGCCAACCUUACACUUCUUCGCCUUAUGGUAGAUCCCCAAACACCCCACUGUGCCUUGCCAGACAGCGAAAUUAGCCUUACAAAAGCUCUUUACUAUGAUGUAUUUAGAAUUAUAAAUGGAACUAAUGAUGUUAAGGUGUCAGAUGAUGAUAAAGAUAAAAUAUCCCGCUCAGAUCUUCGCCGACAAGUCAGGACGCAGAUAGAUAUCAAUGGUUGUACCGGUCCUCUCAAUUUCACUCGACAAGGAAGUCGCAACGAAACCUAUCUACAGAUGAUUGCACUGGAGGGUCUCGUAAACGGAGCGGGAUUCAAUGCGUUGUGGGAGACAAAAUCCCACUUGGAUGAUGAUUUUAGACCUUGGCUUGUCAAACUGUCCGGAACAUGGUAUAGCGGGGGAGACAAGUUGGAGAAACGAGUACAACCAUCAAAGACUUACAGUACGAUGCUAUUAAAAAACAAUGACAUAUUUGCAGAUAGAAUCCUAAGAAUAACAACACUCAUCGAACCGCCUUUCGUUCAGUGGAAAAACAAAACACCAGAGGAAGGCUUGGCAAUGGGAAAUGAAAAGUUUGAAGGGUUUUGCAAGGACAUUAUAGACGAGAUUGCAAAAAUGCUUAAUUUCAAAUAUAACUUGACAGUCGUACCUGACCGGAAGUUCGGGAGUUUAAAACCUCCACCAAGGUACUGGACUGGAAUGGUCAGGCACUUGCUAGAUGAUAAAGCCGACGUUGCAUUGGCGCCAUUCAGUAUAACACCGGAGCGAAGUGCAGUUGUUGACUUUACAAAACCCUUUAUGACAAAAGGAACAAGUGUUGUAGUGCGAAAGCCUGAGAGGAGCGUUUGGCCAUUUCAGUUUUUGUCUCCAUUGUCUAAAAUUGUAUGGAUUGCCAUAUUUCUUUCAUUCGUAUUCAUUGGGCUUUUUCUCUUCGUAGUGACUAGAAUUACAAACGACGAUCAAACGGAUUUUAGGGAUGACUUAAAAGUUAGCUUCUGGUACGUGUGGGGAACACUGCUGAGAGCAGAUCUUUCGGGCUCGCCACUUGCAAUGAGUGGGAGAAUCAUCAGCGCUACUUGGUGGUUUUUCAGUUUGAUAAUUAUUUCUAUAUACACUGCUAACUUAGCGGCAUUUCUAACCAUAUCAAAUGCACAUAUACCAAUCAGUUCAGCCGCAGACUUGGCUAAUCAGGACGAAUAUAAUUACGGCACAGUUGAAGAUGGUCAAAUAGAGUCAUUUUUCAAUAACACUAAUAUUAGCCAUUAUCAACAAAUGCGUGCAUAUAUGAUCAUAUAUAACCCUGAUUCAAAAGUAAAAAGAGUUGAACAUGGAUUUGCACGCGCUAUGAAGGAAAAAUAUGCAUUUAUCUGGGACUCACCAACUGUGAGACAUGAAACAGCAAAUAACUGUGACCUUAUGGAGAUAGGGACUCCAUUUGAUUUGAAAGGAUAUGGAAUUGCUACACAGAAACAUUCAAAAUAUUCCGAACCGUUAUCAAUGGCUGUGUUAGCGCUGAAUGACAAUGGAAUCCUGUACAGGCUGGAGGGAAAAUGGUGGCGACGUCCAAACUGUCCCGAUCCGAGGUCAAAUGCAAAAAGUAAGGAAAUCGAAAUUGAGGUUGCCUCAGGGAUGUUUAUAGUACUUCUUGGAGGAAUUGUUUUGUCGGCUAUCGUCUGUUUGAUACAAUACAUCGUCAAUAAAAGAUGUACGAAAUGUAGGGACUUCUGCUCGCCUAGGGAACCGGAAAUACAAAGCAAUCAUAAUCACGUAACAACAUCGUUAGAAGACCACGUGGAUGAGACUACAGUCGUGUUGUCAAGAACUUUGAGCAUUGGCGAAAAUUGUGUCAAUACCAAUAAAUGGGAAAACAACCAUGCGUGCGCUAAUUCAUCUGUUACGUGACACACAGAAGAUCAUAUAUUCUGUGAAAACAAAUAUUAGUAGGAAAUGGCUGAGUUACAACAUUGAUGAGUUUCGGGAGUAUUAACAUUGUCUGGCGUAAUGAAGGGAAAAUCAGUUUGAUAUGACAUACGGGACAGAGAGGUUUUUGAAUCAUUUAUGGUUGGAUUGUCUUGGAAUAGCAAAUAGGAAAGUAUAGUUGGUGAUGACAAUUAUCUCGAUAGGAAUUGUAUUGAUGGACCUUUGAUAUUAUAUAAACAGUUUUAGAUCAUUGCAUCCUAUUGCAAUUAGAAACACUGUGUUAUUGACUAAAUGCAAGCGUAAUUCUGUAAUUCAGAAAUAUGUUUUACAUAGGUGUACAUAUUGUUUUGAAGUGAUAUUCAAACUCAUAUUUUGUUUUUUGAAAUCAAUAUGGUUUCAAAUGCCUAAUGAUUUUCUUAGAAAUAAUUUGUACAAGCUGAUAAUUUGAAUGCAUUAGGUCUGUUUCUUUAAUUGAUGCUACUCUUCUAAAAUACUAUAAAUUUUAAAUGAUAUGUUCAAUUUCCCAGUUUUUUUAUGCUGGUAUCCAUAUUUGCCUGUAUAUUGAUGGCUCCGGCUAUCAAAUGUCCUAAUGAUUUUUAUAAAAUCAGUAAAGCAAUACGGGUUUAAAUGGGCUGUUUCUAAAGUGACAAAAUGCAUGUAAGAAAAUGAAUGUUGUGGCUGUAAACGAAAAGUGAGUUUAGUGUAAAUGUAAGCCCGACAUAAGCAGAAAAAAGAAGUAUGUAUUGUUCUUGAAACAUUGGCGAUAGAGUUCUGUUUAAGCAUACAAUUUUAUCCAUUAUGUUGGUAUCUUGUAAGUACAUAUAUAUACGCAUUUUGUCUAUUUAGAAGUAAUAUGUAAUCCAACCAUAAAAAGAUCCUUCGGAACCUAUGAAAGAAACUUUGCAAAAUAAGAUCCGAUUAAGAAUGUUCAUCAGAGAAACUUCACUUUGCGACACCCGCACUUCUCUUGUUCACAUAAAAUGUUGAUUGAAUGUAGGGAUAAUACACGUUUUUGUGUAUUAACAUCUGCAGAAGCCAGCGGGAUUGUUUGUGACCGGUCACAAACAUAUCCCAAGAGCUUCUGCAGACGUUAAUACACAAAACAAACGUGUAUUGUCGCUAUUCUUGCAUAAAAAACAUUACACGACGACUAAAUGCAUUGUUUUCAUAUGUGAUGACUUUACGAUUCCGGUACAUUUUUAAUUACCAUUCUGUCGUUCUUGGAAACGGUAAACAUGAUUUAAAUAUCCAUAACCAGGGCCCAGAAAUCAACAACACUUCCAAAAGCAUGUAAUGAAGGUUUUUAACCAAUUUCUUUAUCUGUCAUUAUAAUACAAACAUAAAAUUACCUAUAUUUUUACAUAUCACUUAAAAAUGUGGUAAACAGGAACACAAUUUCAAAAGUAAUAACUUUACAUUCGAAUUAUUUUGAGUACGAACACAUUUAGAGUACGGAUGAGUACGAACGUAGUGACAAGCUUUCAAAUGUUUUAUUCGAAUUCUUAGCGAAAUUAGAUAAAAACAUUCCGACUUAUACUUACUAAAGUCAUUAAAAUGAUUCCUAAAAACAAACAAUUGCGCAAGUUACACACAAUUCUUAUAUAUUCACGGUUCACCAAAAAAUGAAUCGACUCCGACUUCUUAAAGGGUUGUAAACAAGGGGUGGAGCGCGCACGUACAUUUUUGGGGGUAGUGCGUUUGGUUUUGGUAACUGAUACUGCAAAGCAUACUAUGGAUUAGAUUGCAUCUUAUAUGCUACAAGAAGAGAAUAUUACGGCAGAAUCAAGACACAGAAACCAGAUGUCAAUCUGCGCAGAAAUACAUACGAGGGGUGUUCCAAAAGUAAUGUCACUUGCAUCGGUUCUCCUAUACUGCAAAUGUUCUGAUCAUUUUAACUUGCUCUGCCCUUCAAAAUACUCUCCGUCAGCCUGAAUACACCUUUUGAGCCGGUCAAUCCUCUUUUGGAAGCAUUGUUCAUACUCUUCUAUGGAAACACCCAUCAGAUACUGACAAACAGCAGAUCCAAGGGCAUUUAUCGAUUUGUAUCUCUUUCCAGACAGAUUAUAUUUACGUUUGGAAAACAGAAAAAAGUCGCAGGGGGCCAGGUCUGGCGAAAACGGAGGGUGUGGAAGGACGGUAACCUUCUCUGACUCCAAAAACUCGGUCACAAUGCGUGCCUUGUGAGCGGGCGCAUUAUCAUGCAAAAGUCGGAGGUACUCAAGUCCUGUUUUGGGGCGGCGACUUUUGUAGUAGUUCUUCAAUUUUCUUAGACCAACUUUUUUUAUAAAUUUUCCUAUGACCGUACUGCCUUUUGGUACCGGAAUUUGAAUGAUUGGACCCUUCUGAGUGAAAAAAAUACAUACGAAACCUUCUUCACCGUUCGUAUUCGUUUGGCAAUACUUAGGCGUCUCGCAUUUUUGGUGACCCAAAUCCGGUUGGAAUACUUCCGCUUUGGUUCAAAAUAAUAAACCCAGGUUUCUUUACCAGUAACUAUAUUAUCAAAAAUCCUUUUGCUGUAUUUUAGGUACAUGUUCAGAAGUUUUUUUUUUGCCAUUGUUACACGGGUCCUCUUUUGUUCAUCUGUUAACAAAUGGGGUAUCCAUCUUGCAGUUAUUUUUCUAAGUUUUAGGUGUUUCUUCAAAAUUCCAUGAACUCGUGCUAACGA